AUGGAGAAAGGACUUCUUCAAAAUGAAGCCACAGAAAAUCAUCCUGAAAAUACCAGAAGAAGGAAGCAUCUUCAUAAAGAAAAUAAAGAACAGAACAGCAUCUUAACAACACCGCAGAAAAGGAGCAGCUUCAUAGAGAAAAUCACACACGAGGGGAAGUCUUCAGAAUGCCGCGAAGAAGGUAAAUCAUCGUAG
Molecule: messenger RNA, 195 nt
Organism: Plasmodium inui San Antonio 1
Lineage: Eukaryota; Apicomplexa; Aconoidasida; Haemosporida; Plasmodiidae
Exons: 1
Coding region: 1-195 (64 amino acids)
Source: RefSeq, a predicted model, not a curated record